CGACCUCCACCCUCACGCACGCCCCCCCCCCUCCCCGCACCAUGACCAGCCUGAAGCGCUCCCAGACGGAGCGCUCGGUCGGGGGCUCGGUCCCGGCCUCUGACGAGUUCUACACCCGCCGCCUGCGCCUGCCCAACGGCGGGGCGCCCCCGCCCCGCAGCGAGAGCACGCACAUCUCCUCCUCCUCCUCGUCGUCGGGCUCCAACGCCCCGGGCACCAACCCCGGCGUGCCCAAGAUGGGGGUGCGCGCCCGAGUCGCCGACUGGCCCCCCAGGAAGGACGGGGGAGGAGGAGGAGGAGGAGGAGGAGGAGGAGGAGGAAGCAGCAGCGUUUGGCACAUUACCGUGGAAACGGACUCCCCCAGCUCCACCAACACCAGUAGCUCCUCGGGUUCGGGGAGCGGCGAGCGAGAGCGAGGUGGGGGCUCGGGGGGCAGCGGCGGGGGAGGGAGCCUUGGCAGUGGAGGGGGAGGGGGAGGAGAAAGGGAGAGAGAAAGAGGUGGCGGCGGCGGCGGCGGAGAAAGGGAGAGGGGCGUGACGGCUGUCGCGGCCCACAGCAACCUGUCGGCCAAGCUGGGCCACCUCAUCAGCCCCCAGGACUCGUCCAUGCUGCGCAACAUCCACAACACGCUGAAGAACAAGAUGCACAGCAAGGGCAAGGACAACCGCUUCCUGUCGCCCGACGGCUACCAGGGCUCCCCGCGGAAGGGCAUGCGGCGCAUCCGCCAGCGCAGCAACAGCGACAUCACCAUCAGCGAGCUGGACGGCGACGGCAGCGAGGGCUGGUCCUUCUCGGGCUGGACGCCCAUGCACCGCGAGUACGGCAGCACCUCCUCCAUCGACAAGCACGGCGGCUCGGGCGAGAGCUUCUUCGACAUGCUGAAGGGCUACCAGUCGUCGGAGGCCCCCGACCAGCGCAGCCCGGCCCCCGAGAGGCUGGGCGAGCUGCUCACGGUGGCCCCCGUCAAGCAGGCGGCCCUGGACCUGCCCGACGGGCCGCUGGGCCAGACGCGCGGCAGCCCCGCCAGCCGCCUCAAGGAGCGGGAGAAGCACCUGAAGAGGAGGUCCAAGUCGGAGACGGGCGGGGAGUCCAUCUUCCGCAAGCUGCGCAGCGUCAAGGCGGAGGGGGACGCGUCGCGGGCGGGCUCGGACGCGGAGGACGGCGGGAAGGCGGAGGAGGGCGGCCAGAGCGUCCACAAGCCCUGGGUGUGCCAGAAGGGCUUCGCCCACUUCGACGUCCAGUCGCUGCUCUUCGACCUCAACGAGCUCAUACACACGCGGCAGUCAGGCGGCAAGCGCAAGAACACCACCACCGGCGCCUCGGCCGCCGCCGCCGCCUCGGCCUCCUCCUCCCUCUCCUCCAAUCAGAGCGCCGCGUACGGCUCCCCCUGCGGGUCCCAGGAGGAGCUGAGCGCCAAGGAGGGCUCGGGACACGGCGCCAACCCGGCCCUGGACCCCGGGGACGACAAGAGCAACGAGCUGGUGCUCAGCUGCCCCUGCUUCAGGAACGAGAUCGGCGGCGAGGGGGAGAGGAGCAUCUGCCCCUCCAAACAGCAGGGCAGCAUAGGCAGCGGGGCCGGCUCCGGCGGCUCCCUGGGCAGCGCGGAGGAGGGGCCCCUGGACGGCACCCUCUCCAGCCACUUCACCAACGCGGGCGUGGCCGUGCUGGAGGCCCCCAAGGACGGGCAGGGCCAGCACGCGGAGCGGGCCAAGCGCUACAUCGUGGAGCACGUGGACCUGGGGUCCUACUACUACCGCAAGUACUUCUUUCUCAGAGAGCACUGGAACUACCUGGGGGUGGACGAGAGCCUGGGCCCCGUGGCGGUGAGCCUGCGGCGGGAGAAGCUGGAGGAGCACAAGGACCACGGGCAGCAGUACAACUACCGCGUGCUCUUCAGGACCAGCGAGCUGGCCACGCUGCGGGGCUCCAUCAUGGAGGACGCCGUGCCCUCCACCUCCAAGCACGGGCUGGCGCGGGGCCUGCCCCUCAAGGAGGUGCUGGAGCACCUGGUGCCGGAGCUCAACGUGCACUGCCUGCGGCUGGCGCUCAACACGCCCAAGGUCACGGACCAGCUGAUGAAGCUGGACGAGCAGGGGCUGAGCUUCCAGCUGAAGGUGGGGGUGAUGUACUGCGCUGCGGGCCAGAGCAGCGAGGAGGAGAUGUACAACAACGAGGCGGCGGGACCCGCCCUGGAGGAGUUCCUGCAGCUGAUUGGCGAGCGUGUGCGCCUCAAGGGCUUCUCCAAGUACCGCGCGCAGCUGGACACCAAGACCGACUCCACCGGUACACACUCCCUGUACACCACCUACAAGGACUACGAGAUCAUGUUCCACGUGUCCACCAUGCUGCCCUACACGCCCAACAACAAGCAGCAGUUGCUACGGAAGCGGCACAUCGGGAACGACAUCGUCACCAUCGUCUUCCAAGAGCCCGGCGCCCAGCCGUUCACCCCAAAGAACAUCCGCUCACACUUCCAGCACGUGUUUGUGGUGGUGCGGGCGCACAACCCCUGCACAGACGACACCUGGUACAGUGUGGCCGUCACCCGCUCCAAGGACGUGCCCGCCUUCGGCCCGCCCAUCCCGGAGGGCGUGACCUUCCCCAAGUCCUCGGUCUUCCGGGACUUCCUGCUGGCCAAGGUCAUCAACGGCGAGGGGGCGGCGCACAAGUCCCAGAAGUUCCGCGCCAUGGCGACGCGCACGCGGCAGGAGUACCUGCGGGACCUGGCGGAGCGCCACACCACCAGCACGCCCAUCGACCCCUCGGGCAAGUUCCCCUUCAUCUCGCUGGCGCACAAGAAGAAGGAGCGCAGCCGGCCGUACGCCGGCGCCGAGCUGCGCAGCCUGGGCGCCGUGACGUGGGCGGUGCACGCCGAGGACCACGGCGGCGGCGGCGGCGGCGGCGGCGGCGGCGGCGGCGGCGGCGAGGUGGACGCCCUGCUGGCGCUCUCCAACGACUUCCUGGUGCUGCUGGAGCGCGAGGCCCGGGCGCUGGUGUUCAACUGCGCCACGCGCGACGUGAUCGGCUGGACGCUGGGCGGCGCCGCCUCCCUGCGCGUCUUCUACGAGCGCGGCGAGUGCGUGAGCCUGCGCAGCGCGGGGAACAACGCGGACGACUUCAAGGAGGUGGUCAAGCGGCUGGAGUUCCUGACCAAAGGCUGCGAGACAUCAGAGAUGACACUGCGCCGCAACGGCCUGGGUCAGCUGGGUUUCCACGUCAACUACGAGGGCAUCGUUGCUGAGGUGGAGCCCUACGGCUACGCCUGGCAGGCGGGCCUGCGCCAGGGCAGCCGGCUGGUGGAGAUCUGCAAGGUGGCCGUGGCGACACUGACCCACGAGCAGAUGAUUGACCUGCUGAGAACGUCGGUGGCGGUGCGCGUGGUCAUCAUUCCGCCGUACGACGACGCCACGCCACGCAGGGGCUGCUCGGAGAUGUUCCGCGUGCCCACGGUGGACUACAAGGGCAGCAGCGACAGCAGCAGCGGCGGCUCCUUCGAGUACAAGUUCCCCUUCCGCAGCAACAACAACAAGUGGCAGCGGACCUCCAGCAGCCCCCAGCAGUCGCUGACGGCCUCGCCCCAGCCCCACACGCCCAACCGGGCCGUCAGCCUGGGCAGCUCGGGGGGCAAGACGCUGUCGGCCGAGCGGCUGGAGCGGGGCGGCGGCGGCGUCAUCCCCCGCAGCGUCAGCAGCGACGGGCGGCCGCUGGACCCCAAGCGGAUGUCCCCGGGCGGCAGUGACGGCUAUGGCCUGGGGUCCUCUCUGGCGCUGGGCCGCUCCCCCCACAACCGCAGUUCCCCUAGCAACCUGUCCUGCUCCAGUGACGCCUCCGCUAGCUCCUCCCACUGGAGGACCCAGAAGUCCAUGCCGGAGCAAUUCGGAGGCAGCCGUCACUCCCCCAUGUCCUCAGAGCGUCAGGUUGUGGGAGAAGGCGGGUCCAGCGGCAAGUCCACUCCUAAUUGGUCAAGGAUGGAGGAAGGGGGAGCGGUCGACAGAGGCUCUGCAGAAGCGCCCGUGGCAAAGUCUGGCCCAGGCUACUCAGGAGCUCCACGCAUCCAGAGGCAGGAGCAGGUCAUUCACCUGUCCCCAAAGAAAGGAAGCCAGUCGGACGGCCCCUACUCGGGCCACUCCAGCAGCAACACCCUGUCCAGCACCGCCUCCAGCGGGGGCCUCAGCGACGGCGACAAGUGGUUUGACCUGGGGGCCGGUGGCGGCGGCGGCGGUGGCGGCGGCGGCAGCAGCGGCGGGGGGGGGCCCUCUGGUACCGGAGGCGAUCCGGCCGAGGCGGAGCCCAACGGCCUGGGCGGCGGCGGCUACCUCGGGGGCGCCUCAGCUGACAGCAGCAUCGACACGGGCUCCUACGGUGCGCCGCACCACGGCCACUCCCACGGCCACGCCCACCCCCACUCCCACCACGGCAGCUCCAGCUCCCUGCUGGCGCCCGGCGCUGCUGGAGGCGGGUCUAGGGAUGGCCGGGACAGCCGAGAGGGUCGGGACAGCCGAGAGGGUCGGGACAGCCGAGAGCGGGCCACGCCCUCCCCGUGGCACAGCCCCACCGAGGGGGGCCGCAGGAUGCUGGAGCGGUCCCCCGCCGCGGCCGAGGCGCCCGUGCCGCCCCCGUCGGAGAGCAGCAUGGAGCGCACGGGCCGCACCCCCCCCACCCACCUGCUGGUCCGGGACAGCAGCACGUACAGUCUGAGCGACGUCGGCUCCCACUCCAGCUCCCGCCACUCGGGCCACAGCUCUCCCCGCGAGGAGUCGUCGUCGUCGUCCUCCUCGGCCACCUCGCCCUCCUCCCAGGCCUCCUCGGUGUCCCCGGGCCCCAAGAGCUUCUACCCUCGCCAGGGCGCUCAGUCCAAGUACCUGAUUGGCUGGCGCAAGCCCGGCUCCACCAUCAACUCUGUGGACUUUGGAGACACGCGCAAGAAGUCUCCAGGCGAGGGCGGGAUGGAGGGGGGCGUGCCGACGCCGGCGGCCCGGCCCUCCCUGCGGGACAUGCACUCCCCCCAGCUCUACGCCAAGUCGGUCAUGGAGGAGGACACCAAGAGGCACAACGACAGCCCCCCGCCGCUGCCCCGUAGACACAAGGACAAGUCGUCCCCGGGGUCCAAGCCCCCCCGCCACCGGCACUCCCUGCACCGCACGCUGUCCGACGAGAGCAUCUACCGGGGCCAGCGGCCGCCGCCCCUCACCGACUCGGCGUCGGAGCAGACGCUGGGCUCCGACGUGCUGUUCAGCUGCUCCACCGUGCCGCGCUCGCCCACCACGCGCGGCGUGCCCCUGCGCCGGCCCUCCUACAAGCUGGGCAUCAAGCUCCACGGCGACUUGUCUGCGUCCGACACCUCAUUGGUGGAGCUGGUGGAGCGUCAGCGUAGGCCCCUCCCCCAGGAGCUGAUGCCCCUCCCACCGUCUCUGGAAAGGGACAGCCCCCUGGACUGGACGCACCUGGUGGACGUGGCCAACACCUUUGACGUCCAGAGAGGCUUUGUGUACUCAGACCCCAGUCAUCACCGGGGCAGUGGCGCCUCCAGCCCCCAGCAGCCCCACAUAGAGCUGCAGCCCCCGCCAAUAUCAAGACCCUCCUCCAGCGAGGGCCACAUAGGGCUGGAGAGGAAGGUCACCAAGCUGGAGGCCAUGGUGAAGAUGCUGCAGGAGGACCUGAAGAAGGAGCGUGAGGACAAGGCGCGCCUCCAGACCCAGAUCAAGAGGCUGUGGGACGACAACCAGCGGCUGAAGGAGGAGUCUCAGACCUCCGCUGCCAAGCUCAAGAAGUUCACCGAGUGGGUGUUCAACACCAUCGACAUGAACUGACUCGCCCAACGCACCCGGACACACUGCCAGACCACACACACACACACACACUGACACACACACACACAGACACUGCCAGACACACACACACACACACUGACACACACACACACAGACACUGCCAGACACCCACACACACACACUGACACACACACACACACACACACAUACUGCCAGACACACACACACACAGAUACUGCCAGACACACACACACACACACACACACACACACACACACACACACACACACACUGACACACACACACUGACACACACACACACACACAUACUGACACACACACACACAGCCAGACACACACAUACACACACACACUGACGCACACACUGCCAGACAUACCCACACACACACUGCCAGACAUACACACACACACAUUGCCAGACAGCCACACAAAGACACACACACACACAGCAUCCAUUCCGACAUGUAUUGAAAAGCACAAACCCGCUGACGCACACCGAAGGGACUAGGAGGAAAGGGACGGUUCAUCCCUUGGAAGAUCGGAGGCUGGAUCACCAGCUCUGGAGACACACUUCCACCGGUCUGUCCUGGCCCAGAGGCAGGAGGAACCUGGAGGUCCUACAAUCCAACCCCCUGUCCUACUACUCAGGACGACCAUGUCCAGCACGGAGAGAGAAGAGGGGAAUAAAGCAAUCAUUUGAACAAGGGCCUCUCCAAGCACAACCCGGCGACCCAGCCCCCACCACCACCGCCUCUGGACAUGUCCCUCUCUGGCACUGCCCUUUCUCUCGCUCUCGCUCCCAUUCUCUUUCUAUUGCUCUCUUUCGACAUUUGUAAGUAUGGUGCAUCGAGAAUCUCCCCACCUCUCAGCUUGAAACCCGUCAGACCACCCUUGCCACUCCCGAUAUUGCCAACCAUCGGUGAGCCAUUGCCCACCAUAAAAACCAGACGCCACACAUUUUUCUAUUGAAACCCAUUCAGAAGGACUUUAGAAUCCGCCAUGUUUUGUGCCUGGUACUUCUGGGGACUGCCUGUACUCUUCACAAAACGUAAAGCCUUCCUGUUGAAUACAGUCCCGCCGGCCAGAGCCAUCCCACAGGGCGGUGUCUUUUUCUACACGCACACAUAAGCUGGUGGUCCUCCACUUGGGUCCGAGGGGUCUCCACACCCCGUUCCCCGGUCUGUACUGUACAGGCGGCGCCGGCCCGCCCUGGGGGACCUCCCGGACCCCCGGCCCAGGGGGGGGCUCACUGAAAAGCCAUCGGAAGCUGUGCCAUGGGAAACCCACCCGAGUAGUGUCCGGGACGUCCCUUGUUUUCGUCCCAUUUCUUCACAAGGUCUUCAGAAACAAAACCCUGAUAAGAAAACCAAGCAAUAGGAUCAAGUGCUGGAGAAGCGUGGCCUACGACGCAGCAGCAUGCUGGUGGCACGGGGAGGGGACACGCAGCCCGCCCCCUUACCUCGCCCCGCCGCAGCCUCUAGGGCUCCCAGCUUCAGGACGGCUCGCCGAGAGGAGAGGGUCAUGGGAGAAGGAGCCCCCCCAUCUUCAGUAGGAAGUCAUGGCGGUGAGGACUCCCUAGUUCCCACAGCGUAAACAUUCGUGGGACGUUUUCUCCGAUUUAAUUUAUUUCCUUGUAUUAUAAUUCCAAUAAUUAAGUUGAUUGAUUAGUGAAGUGCAACUGACAUCAGUGUUAUGUUUAUAUAUAUAUAUAAAAAUAUAUAUGAAAAGGGUUGCUUCCUAUAUUAUUAUUUAAAUAGCUCCCCCCCCCCAACCCUCUUUGAUUGUUUUGCUUGUUCUGCCUUGAGCCUAAUAUGGUUAUAUGGUUCUGCAAUGUUUCUCAUUGUAGUUUGUGCUUCCCCAAGCCUACUGUUGUGUUGUUUCCUGUGUCCUCUAGUGGUGACCAGUAGAAUGCCAUGCUUUUUUCCCCUUUGAGUUUUCUCAUCAUUUGCUCCCAACAAACUGACUUUGCGAAAAAAAACAGUGCUAAUCCCAAUGAGACAGGACAGAAGAACCGGAGGAGACCAUAAAGAAGCUUAAAGACAUACAAUCAGAGAGCAUAUUACGUGCAGUUGUUUGUGUAUGCAUGUGUGUGGGUUUCUGUUGAAUGUGUGGAACUAUAUUCGGACGGUCUUUGUUUGAUGGAAACAACUUCAUCACAGGGAUUCUGUCAGGCCAUCGAUUUGAUUGACCGACCGUUGACUUCUCACACUUAUCGGUGCGAGUUAAGCAACUGCAGAUUGCGUGUGUGUGUGUGUGUGUGUGUGUGUGUGUGUGUGGGGGUGGGGCUUCAUCACUGAGCGGUGGGUGGAGCCAGGACGUGCCUUUUUGAACCACAGCUGAGAUGAGCGAUGUUGGGGACGAGCUCUACUUUUGAAGUAGUAGUCGUCGUCGUAGUGUUCGCGGAGAGCAGCUGCUGACACAAAAACACUCCCACACGCUGUGUGAUGUCGUCCACAGUCAUCCCACAGCUCUGAACCAGACGGGUGUGUGUCUGUAGUGGAGCCCCCAGUAACUUGGUCUGUAUUUUUAAAUCAGCCAUCUGCCUUUCCACAGCACAAUGAGCCCAACAGGACCCCAGAUAUGGAGAAAGAUGUAGUGUGUGUGUGUUUGUGUGUGUGUGUGUUUAUCUGUGUGGGCAUGCCACUGUUUGUUUACAUUCAUGGCUACAAGAGCAUGCAGAUGGUUAUUCACCCUUUUUUAAUGUUGACAUGUAUAGGCAGUAAAAAAAGGUAUAUUUCCAGGCAAGAAUGCCUGGAAAUUGGGUAAGGGUUCACAUACUGUUGUGAAGCGAGAAGAACUAUAUAGCCAUUUCUCAUCAAGGUGCCUAAAGUGUGUGUGUGUGUGUGUGUGUGUGUGUGUGUGUGUGUGUGUGUGUGUGUGUGUUGGGUUGUUCAACAGGCUCUCAUGUAUUCAUUUAUCCUGUCAAUUGUAACCGCACUUUACGUAUGAUGCCAUUGUCGGGAUAUGAAAGCCAUUUGUUAUCAAACUAUUUUAUUGUUUGUGGAGAUUCCCCCAAAAAUAGACCACUAUUCUCUUAUUUGAUGGCAUACUCAAAUUAGCAUAUCAACAUUUCAGGGAUUAAAGAAAAAGCAUGGCGAUAUCACCCUGACUGAUUGUCAAACAACAAACAUGAAUGAAUCAGGAGAAGACUACAAUCGUCCUGUGCUGCCGCCAUCUGGCAGAGAGAUGGAGAUAGAUUUAAACGUUGGAGGGAGAGAGAGAGAGAGACAAAUCUCCUCAAACAGAAAUGUGUUGAGGUGUUGGUUCUGUUGUAGGAAUCUUGUGUCCGUCUAGUCCGUGUGUUCGGCCUGUCUGGAUUAGUAAGUGCAGACAUCAAGAAAUAAACAUUUCAUUGGACAACCUUAGACCUGAAAACUGCAAAAAUAGACCCUUCAUGUCAAUGUUCCCAUGUCGCUUGGAGCUGAGACGAGAUUGCCCUUUUCAACCGGCGGUAGGUUCCCAAUUACCUCCCAUGUCUGCAAAAAUGACCUGUCAACUUUCAGUUGACAUUUCCCAGUACAACCAGUAUACCAGGGAAUGACACUUUGGGGUGAUGAAAGCAGUGAUUUCUGUAAGAUCAGCAGCACUGCGGCGACGCGUAUUGUUCAUAAAGUUGAAGGAUAAUUGAUGUAAACCUGUGGAUGUUCCAGCACAGACUCGCCCUCUAACUGUGCUGCUUAUCUGUACCACUCAGACCAAUUGGGUUCAGAUGUUCCACAACUAUUCCAUUUUGUAACAUAUGUGCAAUCGUUAUUUUUCAUUAAUGUUUGCACAGUGGAUUUUUUUUCUCUGUAGAAAUUGUUGCCUAUAUACAGGAUGUGGAAUAUGUACUCAUCCUAUGUAUUGUAAAGUUUUAAAAUGUUCCCAAAAUAUUUUUGGUGUGUUUAUUUUUAUGCCUGGUUGUGGUUUGUUGUAGAUUAGGAAGAAGGGAACUUAAGACUGGGGCCAAGCACUAUGUGUGUGCGCUUGACUGAUCAUUCUGCAGAAGGGACAAGUGAAUUAAGGGUAAAGAUACACCAAUUUCAAAUUUGGAUUAAAACUGAUCAAAUUGAAAUACUGUUUACAUCUCGCUUUCAUGUCCUUUUUGUAAAGUGUGAAGGUAUUAAAAGAAAAUACAUUUGAAGUGAUCACAGUAUUAAACGUUUCUGAAAUAAAAUAAAUGCUGUAUUGCUUUGUGAUUUUAUCCAUUGUUUUGGUUUUCUUUUGGAGUUGCUUGAAAGCUGCCAUAUUACUGUAAAAUGCACUUUGUUUUUCUGAUGUGAAUCUGAUUCAGAAUGCAGUGGACCCAGGUUUGUAUUUUGUCCUAUGAACAUUGUUAUUGUAAUUGACCUGAACCCGUGGAUCCAUGGGAAAUAAAUGGAUCAUACUUGAUGAAUAAAUCCUUUGAAGAUGCUUAUUCACUUAAUAAAAUAAUCCCUGUAUAUAG
Messenger RNA from Gadus macrocephalus (Pacific cod), 10218 nucleotides. RefSeq names its product signal-induced proliferation-associated 1 like 1 (gene sipa1l1). Gene Ontology annotation, molecular function: protein binding; GTPase activator activity. Gene Ontology annotation, cellular component: cytoplasm. Gene Ontology annotation, biological process: activation of GTPase activity; regulation of small GTPase mediated signal transduction. Lineage: Eukaryota; Metazoa; Chordata; Actinopteri; Gadiformes; Gadidae. Bases 42 to 5810 code for a protein of 1922 amino acids. The transcript is spliced from 22 exons. The record is from RefSeq and is a predicted model, not a curated record.